AUGAGUGCUUCUACUUCAUCACAUUCAACUGCUCCAAUUAAAACCUUCUCAUCUGAACAUCAGGAUAUGAUCCAUGAUGCUCAAGCUGAUUACUACGGAAAGAGAUUGGCCACUUGUUCAAGUGAUGCUACAAUUAGAAUUUUUGAUUUGGCUCCAAGUAAUUCUGAGGAACCAAAGUUGGUGGAUACUCUCAUCGGUCAUGAAGGUCCAGUCUGGCAAGUUAGUUGGGCUCAUCCACAAUUUGGAUCGAUAAUUGCCAGCUGUUCCUAUGAUCAUAGAGUUAUUAUUUGGAAGGAAAAUCAACAAACUCACAAAUUUACUAAAGUUUUUGAAUAUAGACUUGAGAGUAGCGUAAAUUCAAUCUCUUGGGCUCCUCACGAACAUGGACUUCAUUUGGCUAGUGCAAGCUCCGACUCACAAAUUACAUUCUUCUCCUACGAUGAACAAAGCAAUAAUUGGAAGGUUUCUAAUAUUAGAGAUGCUCACAAAACUGGAUGUAACUCUGUUUGUUGGGCUCCUGCAUCACACACUGGUGCUUUGGUUCAACAAUCUUCACAAGAUCAACCAGAAAAUUUAAAGUUUGUUAAGAGAAUUGUUUCAGGUGGAAGUGAUAAGCUUGUUAAAAUUUGGGAAUUCAAUGAAAGCUCAAACCAAUGGCAAAUUGAAGCUGAAUUGGAAGGACAUGACGAUUGGGUUAGAGAUGUUUCUUGGGCACCAAAUAUUGGUCUCCCUUAUGAAACUAUUGCCUCAUGCUCCCAAGAUAAACGAGUUAUUAUUUGGACUAGAGAUCAAAAUUCAAACCAAUGGAGCAAGCAAAUUUUACCUUUCGAAAAUGUUGUUUGGAGAGUUAGUUGGUCAUUAACUGGUAAUAUUUUGGCCAUUUCUACUGCUGAUAAUGAAGUUACUUUGUGGAAGGAAGAUGUUAAUGGUUCUUUCCAAAAAAUUAGUUCAUUGAGUGACAAGUAAACUGCUUGUGAUAAUAUUUUAAAUAAACCUUUUGUAAUCUU
Molecule: messenger RNA, 1007 nt
Organism: Naegleria gruberi
Lineage: Eukaryota; Heterolobosea; Eutetramitea; Acrasida; Naegleriidae
Product: sec13 protein
Exons: 1
Coding region: 1-966 (321 amino acids)
Biological process (GO): positive regulation of TOR signaling; protein import into nucleus; COPII-coated vesicle budding
Cellular component (GO): nuclear pore outer ring; COPII vesicle coat
Molecular function (GO): protein binding; structural molecule activity
Source: RefSeq, a predicted model, not a curated record